AUGGACAUGAUUCCUGGCUGCCUGCCCUUCAUCACGUCUUUCAAACCACAGGAGGUGGCAUCGACCGCCCAUGCCGUAGCGAAAAUCUUUUCCGCUGAGUCAGAGGCUUACGAUCUCUCUGCGCCACCUCAGAUUCCUUUGCAAAUCUCCAUGUUUUUUAGCGCCAUCACACCUUGGUGCCAAGAGCAAAUCACGCUAUUCUCCGACCAGUCAUUAGCCAACAUCGUAUCAUCCUUCGGCAUGUUACGAAUCCAUCUCCAUCCUUCGCUGCUCGCUGCUGUGGAGCAGCAAGUCAUGGCCAGACUUAGAGCAUCGGACCAUGCCGCGCUCGUGGUAUUUUUCCGAGCCGCCGUGCAAUGUCCGCAGCUGGAACGCCUUCGGUCCCAACUAGCGUCCACAGUUGCCUCACAGCUUGGAAACUUCAAAAGCAAGGAACUUCGAUCUCUGGCUUUCACGAGAUCUGUGAAGCUGGGCAUCGUGCACCAAGACACGGAUCCCAACUUGGAGGAUCUGAUGAGGUGGUGCCUUGAGAUGGCGCAAUCCAACCAGCAGCAACCCAUGCAGAACAUGCAAAACAUGCAGCCCCUGCAAGCGAUGCAACCGAUGCCCAGCCAGCAGCAAGAGCAAGAGGAGUUGGCUAAGAAAGCAGCUAUCAAUGCAUGUGCACAAGCUAGCCUGGAGAUGCGCCUUCAAGGGCAGCUGCAGCAGGAGCUGCUUUGGCUGCAGCAGGCGCAGGCGCAGGCGCAGGCGCAGGCUGCGCGGGCCGCGGCGCAGGCGGCAGCGGCCCAGGCGGCAGCGGCCCAGGUCGGUGCUGCUGGGUUUCCCAGAGAACCCAAUACCCCUUAA
Symbiodinium necroappetens is the source of this 846-nucleotide messenger RNA. NCBI's taxonomy places the organism in Eukaryota, Dinophyceae, Suessiales, Symbiodiniaceae. The record is from the annotation of a GenBank genome assembly.